Messenger RNA from Spea bombifrons (plains spadefoot toad), 3178 nucleotides. It is a transcript of the gene LRP12, whose product is annotated as LDL receptor related protein 12. The record is from RefSeq and is a predicted model, not a curated record. Lineage: Eukaryota; Metazoa; Chordata; Amphibia; Anura; Pelobatidae. The transcript is spliced from 7 exons. Gene Ontology annotation, cellular component: microtubule; cilium. Bases 248 to 2785 code for a protein of 845 amino acids. Gene Ontology annotation, molecular function: microtubule binding. Gene Ontology annotation, biological process: cilium assembly.
CGCCUGCGCGGCUGUCGGGGAAAAAAAGGGAAGGGGUCCUAGCCGGCCAGAAACAUUACCCUGCACCGUACACCCUCACCGGCUGCCCGUACGGGGCAAGUAAGUGGGGGGAACCGCAGUUUAGAGGGAGCAGCCCGCUUGUUUACACCGCGACCGGCUGCGUCUUACUCAGGAUAACCCCUUCCGGCGUUCGCUUUGUUUUUUCUUUUUGCCCCCAAGCUUCUAACACUCAGCAGCCUGGGCUGUCAUGGGACUGGACAAUAAACCUCUACAUGGCUGGGUCUCCUCACAGCUGCUACUCCUGCUCAUCACUUUUGCCCGCUGUAGCGUUGCGGGGCAUUCAGGAAACGUCCGUGUCUCGGGUCACCCAGUGGGUUGCGGAGGGAUUCCAGAAGAAAUCAGAGAGCGGAGUGGUAUAAUAACAAGCCCUGGGUGGCCUCUAGAAUAUCCUGCCAAACUCAACUGUAGCUGGUUUAUCCAGGCAAACCCCGAUGAAGUCAUCACCAUCAGCUUUCAAGAAUUUGAUAUCCAAGCAUCGGAAUCGUGCAACCUGGACUGGUUAACAAUUAGUCAAUCUCAAAAUUACGAUGGGAAAAGGGCAUGUGGUUCUACAAUACCGCAGCCGUAUGUCUCCGCGCAGGACCACGUAUGGAUCAAGUUUCAUUCCGACAGUCGUAUUUCUAGAAAAGGCUUUCUCUUAUCCUAUUUCACCGGAAAAACAAAAUGUGCAAGCGACCGGUUUCAUUGUGACAACGGAAAAUGCAUUUCUGAAACGCUAAAAUGUAACCACAUUGAUGACUGUGGCGAUGGAUCUGAUGAAAAAAUCUGUUCCAAAGCUAGUCAUCCAACACUGUCUUCGUUUCAGCCCUGCGCGUACAACCAGUUUCAGUGUCUUUCGCGUUUCACCAAAGGCUACACCUGCCUCCCGAACGCUUUAAGGUGCGAUGGGAAUAUCGACUGCUUGGACUUGGGAGACGAGAUAGAUUGUGAUGUGCCCACUUGUGGGCAGUCGCUGAAAUAUUUCUACGGCGCGUUCAGCUCCCCAAACUAUCCUGAUUUUUAUCCGCCCGGCAGCAACUGCACCUGGCUUAUUGACACCGGGGACAGACGAAAAGUCAUUUUGCGCUUUACGGAUUUUAAAUUAGAUGGCACUGGCUACGGGGACUAUGUCAAAAUAUACGAUGGACUGGAGGAAAAUCCCCCCAAGCUUUUGCGAGUCUUGACUGCUUUUGAUUCUCAUGCGCCACUUACAGUGGUUUCUUCAUCAGGACAGAUUAGAGUCCAUUUUUGUGCUGACAAGGUCAAUGCAGCAAGGGGAUUUAAUGCAACGUACCAAGUGGAUGGCUUUUGCUUACCAUGGGAGAUUCCUUGCGGUGGUAACUGGGGCUGUUACACUGAGCAACAACGCUGUGAUGGAUACUGGCACUGCCCAAAUGGAAGAGAUGAGUUAAACUGUACAAUGUGUCAAAAGGAUGAGUUCCCCUGUUCCAGAAACGGGGUCUGCUAUCCACGUUCAGACCGCUGUAAUUACCAGAACCAUUGUCCAAACGGGUCAGACGAGAAGAACUGCUUCUUUUGCCAGCCAGGAAACUUUCACUGCAAAAACAACCGCUGUGUCUUUGAAAGUUGGGUUUGUGAUUCCCAAGAUGACUGUGGGGAUGGUAGCGAUGAGGAAAAUUGCCCUGUGAUCGUGCCUACGAGAGUCAUCACUGCGGCAGUGAUCGGGAGUCUUAUUUGUGGGCUACUGCUGGUUAUUGCGUUGGGGUGCACGUGCAAGCUUUACUCCCUACGCAUGUUUGAGCGCAGAUCAUUUGAAACCCAGCUUUCAAGAGUUGAGGCCGAUUUGUUAAGAAGAGAAGCCCCUCCAUCCUACGGGCAGUUGAUUGCUCAAGGCUUAAUUCCACCAGUUGAAGACUUUCCGGUGUGCUCACCUAACCAGGCUUCUGUUUUGGAGAACCUGAGGCUUGCUGUUCGAUCACAGCUUGGAUUUACAUCAAUCAGGCUUCCAAUAGCGGGUCGGUCAACUAAUAUUUGGAAUCGAAUUUUCAAUUUUGUGCGAUCGCGUAAUUCAGGAUCUUUAGCACUGGUCUCAACAGAUGGAGAUAAUUCUACUAGCCAGAGCACAAGCAGAGAAACAGAUAGGAGUAAUGCACAUCGAGGACUCUUCUCUGUAGAAUCUGAUGAAACUGAUACAGAUAAUGAAAGGAGAGAUGCACAGGGUGCAGUUGGUGGAGUUGCUGCUCCGUUGCCUCAGAAAACUCCCCCUGUUUCUGCUGUUGAAGCCACAGUAGGUGGGGGUACUUCCAGCCAAACAUCUAACACCAGCACAACCGAUAGCAGGAGAGAUAUCCCCGCCUCAGACCCCCCUGUUGCAAGUCCUGCACGACAGCAGCUUAGUAGCGCUUUUAGUCGAAUGACUCAAGGUUUGCGGUGGGUGCGCAUUACCCUUGGGAGGUCAAGCUCUGCUGGCCAGAACCAAAGUCCAUUGAGACAGCUUGACAGUAGUGGGAGUAGAAGAGAAGAGGACGACGAUGUAGAAAUGUUAAACCCCGCAUUAGACUUUGAUCUCAAUGACUGCACAAGGCCCUUACUGGACCUUGCUUCUGAUCAGGGUCAAGGGACAACUCAAUCUUUUAAUGUAGCGCCUCAAGGAAUGAGGUCAUGCGGCCGCGAUGGUCCAUGCGAAUGCUGCGGUAUUGUACAUACCGCUCGGAUCCCGGAUACCUGCUUGGAAGCUGUUCUCAAGAACGAAACUAGUGAUGAUGAAGCAUUGUUACUAUGUUAGACAUGACGGUCAUUAAUACAAGUUGGAGCAAUACUAGUCAAUCUUUUUAUACUUUGCAAAAUGUAUAGCCCUUUGAUGGUCCGAGGAAAGAGCCAAGCGUCGGUUUUGCUGCUCGCCCUCCUGCCAUUCAUAUGGGAUAUGCUUGGAAUUGUCAAGUGAAAAACAUUUAAUGCGGGCUUGAGUUACUGAUUGGUACUAUCGCUUAUCCCGCUGAAUGUUGCAAGCCGUUAUUUGCAUACAGCUACAGAAGAUUCCUUUUUAUAGCCUCUUUAUGCCGGUACUGGAUUAGAAUAUAGUUUACACUAUAGAAAUGGGUAGCUGUAUGUAAAUAAAUGGCUCUGUCAGUGUCCGUAAAUUUCACACACAAAAAUAAAUAUUCUGAAAGAAAGAAAA